AUGCUACCGCUAGGCUACAAAGAAAUCAACGAAAUGGCGGACAAGAUCAACGCACCGCAGUGUAUCGUUGCACGUGGCGUUAGGCUGUUCGAGGAAACGCACGAAGCCCCGAUACUGCAGCACCGUUCGAUCGCAGCUAGCGCGGCGGCCUGUCUGUACAUUGCUUGCCGCUUGGAAAAGGCUCCGAGGACGUUCAAGGAAAUUUGUGCCGUCAGCAGCAUUAGCCGGAAAGAGCUUGGUAACUGCUUCCUGCGCAUCGUCAAGGUCAAUCAGAUGUCCAUCGGUCGGAUCACGACGAACGACUUUAUACCGCGGUUUUGUGCAAAACUCGGUUUGCCUUCUAAGGUACAUCGUUGGGCGAGUCACAUUGCUCGGAAGGCAACGGAAAUCGGCUUGGUUGCUGGCCGGAAUCCGAUCUCCGUGGCGGCCGCUGCCAUCUUCGUGGCAUCGCAGGGAUCCGACAGCAGGAAAACGGUGAAGGAAAUCUGUGGCAUUUCCGGUGUGAGCGGGUCCACCAUCAGGCACUUGUACCGGUUGAUGUGCCCAUACGCCAAAGAACUGUUUCCCGAGAAUGUGAAAGACUCCGCUACGCUCCACGAUAUGCCGCGCCACCACGAAGCAUAUGGUUGA
This is a messenger RNA of Anopheles cruzii, 630 nucleotides long. Its product is annotated as transcription initiation factor IIB-like. Gene Ontology annotation, molecular function: TBP-class protein binding; RNA polymerase II general transcription initiation factor activity. Gene Ontology annotation, biological process: transcription initiation at RNA polymerase II promoter; transcription preinitiation complex assembly. NCBI's taxonomy places the organism in Eukaryota, Metazoa, Arthropoda, Insecta, Diptera, Culicidae. Gene Ontology annotation, cellular component: nucleus; transcription preinitiation complex. Bases 1 to 630 code for a protein of 209 amino acids. The record is from RefSeq and is a predicted model, not a curated record. The transcript is spliced from 2 exons.